CCAACAACAUGGAGGACGAGGUGGAAGUUGACAUCGAGGGAGACGAGUUGGACCCCGGCCUGAGGGAGCCGGACGGAGGAGGUCUGGUCCCGGAGCCCUUCAUGCAGGCCGCGUGGAGGAGCAGCGCGGGCAGACUGCCAUGGCAACUGGACGGCUCCAUCAGCUCGGAGAACAGGGAGGUCAUCGAGAGGAUGCUGCUGGAGGAACAAUACUACCUGACGGGGGAGGGGCUGCCCAGCCACAUCUGGGACGACGCAGACAACAAGCCCAAAGCGAAGAAGUCUCCAGCCAAGACGUCGGCCUCCGGCUCCGCCGCCGCUCGCUGGUCCAGACAGGAGAAAGACCUGUUUGAGGACGGACUGGCUCAGUUCGGUCGACGGUGGACUAAGAUCGCCAAGUUGGUCCGCAGCCGUUCAACUUUUCAGGUCAAGAGUUAUGCCCGACAGUAUUUUAAACACAAGACGAAAUCAGAACCCAGAGCUGCAGCGCCCCCUGCUGGCCCCGCGCUGCACCCGCAGCCUCCUCAGCCGACAUCCAGCCGAGCGUCCGCGCUGACCAACGCCGUCCGCAUCGAGAAGCUCUCCGAUGAAGAGGACGAGGAGGUGGACAUCACCGACGACCUGAGCGGCGCCGGCGAGGAUGACGCCGGCGGGGAACCGCACGGCGAGCUCCGAACCCGAACCGACCUCGGUGAGCCGGAGCGGCCGGCGGACGCGGAGGAGCAGAGGGACCCGGGUCCGACCUCGCCGCCCCCGCCGAGUCCCCGCCCCUCGUCUUCCCUCACUUCCCCGGAGGAGACCGGCACGCACAACGAAUCGGAGCCCCUCCCUCCAGAGAACCCGGAGCGAUCGACCAAUGAGAACGAAGACCGGGGCUCCCGGUCCGAGGGCCCGGCGGGGACCGGCCGCCCGGGAGACGCCCGCGGCGAUGACACCGGUAAGACGGAGCCGAGUCCAGCCGACGGGCCGGAAGACGAAGAGGAGGAGGAGGAAGAAGAGGAGGAGGAGGAGGAGGAAGAGGAGCUGCUCAGGGCGCCUGAGCAGGAAGUGGAGAUGGCCAUGGAGACCAUCACCGAGGAGGAGAAACGAGCCAUCCCAGAGUUCUUUGAGGGACGUCCGUCUAAAACGCCCGAGCGGUACCUGAAGAUCCGGAACUACAUCCUGGACCAGUGGCUGAAGAGCAAACCCCGGUUCCUGAACAAGACGUCGGUCCGGCCCGGCCUGAAGAACUGCGGCGACGUGAACUGCAUCGGGCGGGUCCACACGUACCUGGAGCUCAUCGGCGCCGUCAACUUCAACUGCGAGCAAGCGGUCUACAACCGGCCGAAGGUGGUGGACCGCUCUAAGCACAAGGAGGGCCGAGACGUCAUGGAGGACUACCAGCUGGCCCAGAGGCUGCAGAGCAUGCGGACCAGGAAGCGGCGCGUGCGCGACACCUGGGGGAACUGGUGCGACUCCAGAGACCUGGAGGGGCAGACCUACGAGCACCUCAGCGCCGAGGAGCUCGCCCUGAGGAGGGAGGAGAUGAAGAGGAGGCAGCCCAGGCCCUGCAAGACCUCCAGGUUCAGAGGGUCUUUCGAUCCCUUCCAGUUGAUUCCCUGCAGGUCUUUUGGGGAAGGUGUGCAGGAACCUUUCCAGGUCAUCGUGUGUGCAGAGACUCUCCUCAUCAUGGACAUGCAUGCCCACGUGUCGCGUGGCGAGGUCAUCGGGCUGCUCGGGGGAACCUUCAAUGAGGAAGAGAGCGUGUUAAAGAUCUGUGCAGCCGAGCCGUGCAACAGCGUGAGCACCGGCCUGCAGUGCGAGAUGGACCCGCUGUCCCAGACGCAGGCCUGCGACGUGCUGGCGUCGCUGGGCUUCAGCGUGGUGGGCUGGUACCACUCGCACCCCACCUUCCACCCCAACCCCUCAGUGAGGGACAUCAACACGCAGAGCCAGUUCCAGAGCUACUUCUCCCGCGGCGGAGCCCCCUUCAUCGGGAUGAUCGUGAGCCCGUACGACCCGGCCAACCCCUCCCCCCACUCCCAGACCACCUGCCUGCUGGUGAAAGAGAGCCAGGGGCCCUCAGGCCCACAGAAUCUGCCCUACAGAUUUGACUUCUCGUCAUCACAAGACAUUCCAGACUGGGAACAGACGCAGAGGAGAGCUCAGUGGAUCAUCCACAAAUACUGUCAAUCACCCGGGAGUGUGCAGAUGGACAGAUUAUUCCGGAAAGACUCCCACCUCACCUUCCUGGAGAAGAUGCUGUCGUCUCUGGCCCGGUACCUGGAGCCCCUGCCGGGUGAGGAGGGAGACCCCUUCCUCACCCAGAUCCAGGCCGACUUCAUGGCCCGGCAGCAGCCGUCCGACCAGGAGGAGGAGGAGCAGUCUCCUCGCGCCUCGGACUCGGAGGACUUUGCUUUUGAUCAGCUGAUCGGCGAGGAGAAGCCUCCGGAGGGAGGAGGAGGAAGAGGCUCUGAUCCGGACUCUGGCGGAGCUUCAGACGGCUCGGAGGCAAACGGUGCCGCAGUUUUACAUCUGGGCUCCGUGUUGUCGAGCGACUAUUUACUGUGACGGACAAUGUGGCUCAAACUGUAUUUAAAGUAGAAACUCUUUUACGAUGAGCUCAGCAUCAGUAUUACCAGCUCGUGCUCAUCGAGUAUUUUUAACACAUUAGUAAGUGUACUUCUUUUUAUAAUAAGUGCUUUCACCAAAAACUAGAAAAAGGGAGAGAAUGAGAAAGAGAGAGAGAGAGAGGUGCGUGUUUGCGUUAUUUCUCAGUUCUGCAAGUUUCUUUGAAACAAGAAAAUAAAAAAUAGAUUUAUAUA
Pseudoliparis swirei is the source of this 2803-nucleotide messenger RNA. RefSeq names its product Myb-like, SWIRM and MPN domains 1 (gene mysm1). NCBI's taxonomy places the organism in Eukaryota, Metazoa, Chordata, Actinopteri, Perciformes, Liparidae. Gene Ontology annotation, cellular component: BRCA1-A complex; BRISC complex. Gene Ontology annotation, molecular function: polyubiquitin modification-dependent protein binding; metallopeptidase activity. Gene Ontology annotation, biological process: double-strand break repair. The record is from RefSeq and is a predicted model, not a curated record. The transcript has 20 exons. Bases 9 to 2549 code for a protein of 846 amino acids.